AGUAGGCUGCUGGAUCACUGUGCUGAACUGUCCAGCUUUGUAUUAUAGUUCACAGCGGAGUACUCGAUGUUCUUGCAAUUUUUUUUGGUAGGCUGUGUUUAUGUGAGCAAACAUUAGAGAUGCAUGACGUGUUGGAAGAGGAGUAAGUCAGGUCCAGGCGUGUCUGCAGCGUGGGCUCAACAAUGUGCGCACUUUAAACUUCACACCUGGACUGUUGUAUUGCUUUCACAUUUAUAGCCCUCGUUUUACGGCUGGCUGUCAUGUCGCGCUGACAAGCGACUGUUGGUUUCGAUAGCAGAUUAAGAAGAGCAUGUGAAGUGAGCUGGCGCGACUCAAGACAUGGAGGCACCUGAAGCACACACGGACACCAAAAACACGGAGGGCUGUUUUCACAGGACCUUCUCAGCUCUAACCGUGGACGAUGUGUAUGAGAUAGCCAAACAGAUCGGCACCGAGGUGGAGAAACUCAUCGACGGCUGUGGCAAAGACAGCGUCGUGGGGCUGGUGCCGAAGAUAGUUAAAGUGUUGGAGCUGCUGGAGAGCUUCGCGUCGAGGAACCAUGCUCACAGACUGAGGGAAGAGGAGCUGCUCAAAACCUUCGAGACCAUACAGCUACAGCAGCAGAAGAAACGUGGAGGGAAAGACAGCGAGGAGGGCAACGAGAAACAUGAAAUACGGCAGGAGCUGCAGCAGAAGGAGCAGCAGUGGAGGAAGAGGUGUGAGGAGCUGCAGGCCCAGGUGCAGCAGCUCCAGGAGGACAGGGAGGAGCUGCAGAGCAGGCUGAGGGGCAGCCAUGCACAGGAGGAUCGAGUCCAGCGGCAGGAGCGAGAGGUGAUGCUGAAGCUUAAGGGGGUGGUGGACAAGCAGAGAGACGAGCUAAGAGCCAAAGCUCAGGAGAUAACCACCAUUUCCAAAGAGGUGGAGGCGCUCCAGGAGCAGCUAGAGCGCUUCAUGAAGAUGAAUGCGGAGCUGCGACACAAGCAGAACGUACUGCAGACCCAGCUGAAGAGCACAGUGGAGAGGAAGGCCGACAUGGAGGCCGACCUGAAGGAGAAAAGCAAAGAGAUAGAAAUCCUCCAAACACAGCUGAACAGAACCAACAGCAACGGCCCUUUCAGUUCAAGUCAAACAGCUCCUGUGUCCAAGAAAAAGUCGACAGUCGACCAGAAGGAUCCAGAUCAGCCGUGUUUCACCAAGAAGGAGGUGCGUGACAUCAUUUUCGAGAGGAACGAGCUCAAAACUAACCUCUUCCUGGUGCAGGAGGAGCUCAACUACUAUCAGAGGGAGAUCCUAAGUGAGGAGAGGUGUCCAGGUUUCCUAUUAGAAGCCGUCCGCUCCGCCAUCAGUAAAAGGAGAAAGCUCAUUAAGGCAAAGAUGCUCGGGAUUCCUGUGAACGAAUGCAGCAGCAGUGACGAGGAGGAGAGGAGCUCUCUGUUUGGACAGACAGAAGUAGACGGGACUGAAGUUGACGGAACUGACAAACCAGCUGAGUCACGCAUACGAAACCUCUUUGGCUUCCUGACACGGUCGGGCAGCGGCCGGAGCCCCACCCACAUGAGCAACUCCGCCUCCAGCUGGGAAAUCAUCGGAGACUCAGAGGCAGCUGAUGAGACGGGGCAACCGUCCCCUUGAGCCUGGUACUCACCACAGUAUCAUGGAGUUCACACUGUGAGACGCCCUUCUUCCCUCAGUCGCAACCUCUCCCUCAUGAUUUAGUGGAAAAUGUGGUUUUGGCUUUGGAAGUUGAUUACGAGGACAUUUGGGACUCAGCCCCAGUAUAUAUAACACAAAAGCACUAUGUAUCUUUUGUAUCUCUUGCCCUAAAUCCCCUUAUUAUUUUAACAGAAGUGAGGAAUAAAUACAUACAGUAUAUUAGUACUACAGUAUAAAUGGUACAGUGUACCGCAGUAUUAAGAGGGAUACUUUUUAACUCACUGCAAAAGAGAUCAUCUGAUCCUUCAUUGUGGAAAAACAGGUUAUUAAGCAGAUAUUUAUACAGAUCCUCAAAAUUUUUAAACAGAAACCAAAGACAUUACAAGGCUAUAUAUUCUAAGGUGAAACUCUUCCCUCCCUCUUCAUCUCUGUGCCACAAGAGGGCGCUGGUUCAUUUUUAACAAUCAAGCUUUUACCACAGAUGUAUGAUGUAACCUUUACCUCGCUAGGGGAAUUUUUAAGCCAUGUGUUCACUCGUGUAUUUUUAAUAAUUUAAAGCACUUUUAUUCUCAAGGACAGGAAAAGAAAGUUGCCGUCGUAUUACCGGUCUCUUCCAGCAGUGAGUGCAUUUUAACCCCUUGAGCCUUAACUCACCUGCUUAUAUUGUUAAAAAUAUAUUUUCUUAAUUUUUAGACAUUGAGUCGAAGCCUUUGGCCAGAUUAUGUUUGAUGCUUGUGCCAUAAAUGUGUAUAUGUGUGUGAGCACAUGUAUUCAAGCUGAUGUGCCAGCCUCUGGUGAUUGGUUGCUUUACGUUAAAGGAGCAGUGUGUAGGAUUUAGUGGCAUCUUGAAGGUGGGGCUGCAGAUUGCACCUCCUCCACUCACUCCUCGGUGGCCUUCAGGUAUGGCAAAAAUAUGAAAGGUCCUCUCUAGAGCCAGAGCCAGUAAUUUAUCUGUUCUAGGCUAUUGCCGAAACAUUGCAGACCUCCUGGAAGAGGACCCACUCCCUAUGUAUAUAUGAAACGCUCAUUUUAAGCUAACGAAAACACAAUAAGUUUUUGUUUCAGGUAAUCAUACACUACUGAAAACACAAGUAAUACUGUCUUCAGUUUCUGUCAAUAGAUCUCCCCUCAAUCCUACACACUGCUUUUUUAAAAAGGAAGCUAUGAGCUUUCUUACAGAGAUGAGAAAUGGCAUUUUUUAUUUUUGGUUCCCACAACUAUUGGCUGAAAAGUUGCAAUGAAGUAGAGCUUCAAUCAGGCCCAAAAAAUCAGGCCCGACCUACCUGUCCAAACCUGACCCAAGCCUGAACCACGGCAGGUUUUAAAACCUGGAUUUCCAUGGUAAAAUUUAAAAAAUAAAUACAAUAUAUAUAUAUCUAUAUAGAUAUUGAAUCAUUUAUUAUAAGAUAAAGUCAACUUAAGUCUUUUUAGUGUAGCAUGGACAUUUGUGUCAUGGGAUGCGUUUGUAAAUAGCCACUCCGAGCACCAGAGUGCACUCUGGCACAAACUGGACCAAUAAAUUUGGGUUGCUGUUGGAAUAUACCGUUCUGUCAGAACACUACACUCUUGGAGCUGCAGAGCGAAAUCUGGAGACAGAGCAGCAGAGCGCCAAGCACAGUGAAAGUGAAUCAUGUGAAAAUACAACAUUCUAACUCCGGGAGAUUGGCGAGAACCCGACCUGGUUCAAACCCAGGUGAAUGAUGAGAAAUUACGGCGGGUUCAGGUCAGGCCCAGUCUGGUUUGGGCAGAGAACCAAAGCUCUACCAUAAAGUCUGAUCCCUUUGUCCCCUCUAAAUAUCUGAAGUCAACUCUACACAGACAAUGACAGACCAGUGAUGUAUUUGUUGAGAGACAAUGUACAACCUUCCAAUCAGAUCAUGUUUUCUAAAAUACUGUUUGUAAUUUAUUUUUAUAAGCAUGUUAUUAGUUCUGACAAUACAGAUUUAAGAUGUCAGUUGCCAUCUGAGUGAAUUUUAUCGAUGAUGUGAUACAAACAAUUCAAAAUGUGGAUCUUCUGUGAAAUUGAGAUUUCAAGAUUCAAUAAAAGUCCAUUAAACACAA
This is a messenger RNA of Epinephelus fuscoguttatus (brown-marbled grouper), 3714 nucleotides long. RefSeq names its product Rab interacting lysosomal protein. Lineage: Eukaryota; Metazoa; Chordata; Actinopteri; Perciformes; Serranidae. Gene Ontology annotation, biological process: cilium assembly. Gene Ontology annotation, molecular function: protein dimerization activity. Gene Ontology annotation, cellular component: ciliary basal body; cytoplasm. The transcript is spliced from 8 exons. The coding region runs from base 340 to 1632 and encodes 430 amino acids. The record is from RefSeq and is a predicted model, not a curated record.